Messenger RNA from Umbelopsis ramanniana AG, 1055 nucleotides. RefSeq lists its product as uncharacterized. Bases 78 to 977 code for a protein of 299 amino acids. Lineage: Eukaryota; Fungi; Mucoromycota; Umbelopsidomycetes; Umbelopsidales; Umbelopsidaceae. Gene Ontology annotation, molecular function: catalytic activity. The transcript has 4 exons. Gene Ontology annotation, cellular component: mitochondrion. The record is from RefSeq and is a predicted model, not a curated record.
CAAAGACCAGCUAGACAGACCGUUCUAUUUCGAAAUUGAAUGGUUGCAGUUAACGUUGGUGCCAGCCGUGCUGGGGAAUGCUGAGCAGCACUGCGAAAACGGCAACCCAGCGACUCGGAUCGUUACUGAUAUUGCAGCAGCGUACAUUCGCUACGCAACAAAGUCAUAUUGUCAAGGUUGACUAUUCCAAGUUUCCUUCGGAAUCUUCCUCGCAGCCCAAUCCCCCCAUUGUCAUCUGUCAUGGCCUGUUUGGUUCCAAACAAAACUGGAAGUCGCUCGCCAGAGCAUUCAGCAAGCGCCUGUCAACCGACGUCUAUACCCUGGAUAUGCGCAACCACGGCGAUAGUCCACAUAACCCGGUUCACAACUACAAUGUCAUGGCAGACGAUGUGGCAACGUUUUUACAGAACAACGGAUUGGAGAAUUCGGUUUUGAUGGGCCACAGUAUGGGUGGAAAAGUCGUCAUGAACUUAUGUCUGCGUCGACUUCAGCCUGUCGAGAAACUCGUUGUCGUCGAUAUGGCCCCUGCGGUGAAACGUCUUUCCAGCGACUUCGCCAGCUACAUUGGUUCCAUGGAUGAGAUCCAGAUGGCCAAACUCACGAAACGUUCAGAGGCCGAUACCAUCUUGAAAAAGGUUGAACCCGACCUCUCUAUCCGCCAAUUCCUUCUCACCAACUUGAAGAAGGACGACGACACCGGCAUCUACAAAUUCAGAAUCCCUUACAAGACCCUGGGCGAGUCUCUGGAUAAUAUGACCGCCUUCAUGGAUCACAAAAUGGAGCCUUAUGAUGGUCCUACCUUGUUCAUUGCCGGUGGCAAGAGCAAUUAUAUCAAACCAGACCGAGAUGGCGACCACAUACGUGAACAAUUUCCUAACAGUGAAAUCAAGGUCAUUGAGGGAGCUGGUCAUUGGGUUCAUGCCGAGAAACCCGAGGAAUUUGUCAACAUAGUGACUGAUUACUACAAAAAGCCUUAGAAAGAAUAUCCCUUUAUAGAUUUGCCCAUAGUUUGGAAAGAAAAUGAUCUACCCCAAAUAUAGUAGAGGUACCGCAGG